Momordica charantia (bitter melon) is the source of this 949-nucleotide messenger RNA. Its product is annotated as protein G1-like7. NCBI's taxonomy places the organism in Eukaryota, Viridiplantae, Streptophyta, Magnoliopsida, Cucurbitales, Cucurbitaceae. Gene Ontology annotation, cellular component: nucleus. Gene Ontology annotation, biological process: response to light stimulus; mRNA transcription. The record is from RefSeq and is a predicted model, not a curated record.
UCCUCUGUUUUUUUUUUCUUUAAAAUAAAAACCCAAAAAAUUCUCUAAAAAAUUUCCCCAAUUAAUCCCCAAUUUUCCAAUUUCUGCCAUGUCAGCCGCCGUCGCCGCCGCCGCCGCCGCCGCUCUGACCCGCCGCAGUUCCACCACCACCACCACCACCAAUGGAUCUGUCCCCGACGGCUUCUACUUCGGGCAUCCCCGCCAGUUCUGCCCUGUCCGGCCGCCGCCAUUGAUGAGCCGCUACGAGUCCCAGAAGCGGCGCGACUGGAACAACUUCCGGCAGUACCUCCGCAACCGCUGGCCGGCGCUGAGCCUCGCCCGCUGCAGCGGCGAGAAUGUCGUCGAGUUCCUCUCCUACCUCGACGACUUCGGGCAGACCAAAUUCCACGCCGCCCCCUGCCCCAACUUCGGCCGCCGCUACCCGACCGCCGACCCCGAUGGCUGCCCCUGCCCGGCCCGCCAGCCCUGGACAAGCCUCGACGCCCUCAUCCGCCGCCUCCGCGUCGCCUUCGAGGAGAACGGCGGCAACCCGGCCACCAACCCAUUCAACGCCGUCCACGUCAAAGUUUACCUCAACGGAGUUAAGGACUCUCAAGAUAAAUCCAGAGGAAUUGAUCGGUGAAAUAAAUGGCGAUGAUCGUCAAAAUUAAUCCCGAUUUCUUUUUUUCUUUCUGCUGCUACUGCUUCGCCCAUCGAGCUCCGGUGGCUAUGGAGGUUUCCGAUCUUGAAAAAACUAACCGCGGAAAUGAAAUUACCUCGACUAUGUGAAAAUUAUUUUCUUUUUUUUUUUUUUUUUGCCUGCAUAGGCGAUUAGAUGAUUGGAUUUUCGAGGGAAAUUUGACUGAUGACAUGGUUAUUUUGGGGUUCUUUGUACAGAGAAUCAUUUUUUUUUAAUGUAAAAGUUUGGACAAAAAUGGUGGAAAUGAACUCCGGUAUAUUUAUACCUGAA